AUGAAUCUUUAUGGAGCUGACUUUUCAUCAGUGAGCGGCGGUGUAGGCGGAUAUGGAACCUCAGGUUAUACAACUGAAACUACAGCAGUUCAACGAUAUGCAACGGAUGCCCAAGGAUUAUAUCAAGAUUCAAAUCCACAAGUGAUUCGUAGACCAGCACCAGGCGGUGGUGUCACAUAUAAACAAAACAUCCUAGUUCGAUUCUUACAACCACCACCCGUUCCACCAACCAGGUCCAUUGAUCAUCAAAGAAGUUCGACCACCACAGCCACCAGCGCCACCACCGCUCGUUGUACGUCAACGCGCCCCAGCACCACCCCAAGUGAUAUUAUCAUUGAGCGAUGGAUCCCAUAUGGCGCGCAAGCGAAACGAAGAACAAUUGUUCAACGUGCAGGUGCCGCCCAACAAUACAGAGCCCCACGAAAUGUCAUCAUUCAAUAUGAACCUAUUCAAGCUCGUAUUGUUCGACAAUUUCAACGACUUGGAGUUCAAGCAGAAAAUCCAGCAGUAUAUGUUCAACGUUGGGGAGCUCAAUUACGUGACAGUGUGACACUUCUUCAAGAAGCACGAUCAGCCGGAGUUGUUGAAGACAUCAUGUUUGAUCGUUCUGUGUUAGCAAAAAUGAUAUCGCUUUUGAAUGUGUCCUUUGGAGCUGAGUACGCAGGUGCCGGUGUGGGUGCUGGUUUAGGUGCUGGCGAAGGUUUCAGUUCAUCUUAUGAAUCUAGUUCCUCAUAUGGCACUGGAGCAGCCGGUUUAGGUGGCUUGGGAGCAGCUGGCUUGGGAGUAGCUGGCUUAGACGCUGGAGCUGGUGGUUAUGGAAGUUCUUCAUUUGAAUCGUCGUCGUAUUCAACGUCAGCCGGUGAUUUGGGAGGAGUUGGUUUAGUUGGUGGAUAUGGAGGAGGAUUUGAUGCAGGAUUAAGUGGUUCGUCAAGUUAUUCAUCGUCAUCAUACGGAACUGGAGUUGGAGGUGUUGAUGCAGCCUUUCAAACAGCAAUAUAG
Messenger RNA from Didymodactylos carnosus, 999 nucleotides. Lineage: Eukaryota; Metazoa; Rotifera; Eurotatoria; Philodinida; Philodinidae. The record is from the annotation of a GenBank genome assembly.